UAAAGUAAUGAAAUCAUUAAUUACAAAGCCUCAUUUUUAGGGAAUACAUAAUCAAAAUUAAAUCAUAUUUAUUUGGGCAAUCAUAUAUUUCUAUGCUAUAUUCAGUUUAAAAUUCAUGUAUUGAAGGACAACAUCCUUUAUCACAAGUUCAACCAAUUAGAAUAAGCAAAUCUAGAAUCUUGUUAGCAGUAUUAAUAUUUAUUAGGUAGAUUCUUAUAUCUAUAUCAACCGCUUUUCUAUUUGCCUUGGCCUUGAAAUACUUCAAAAAGCUAUACCAAAUAUUUUUAUUCAUAGAAUGCUAAGACGAAACUAUUGCAACUCAUUAUAGAAUAAUAGCCUCAUCAGGUGGAGAAUUUAUUUGCAAAAAAAAAAUGUUGUUUGGGAAACCUUAUUUUGUAUUUAAGUAUAUCAAAUUUAAAUAUGAUAGAAUGCUUAAAUACUCUUUAAAUGCUUAAACUUAACUUUAUUAACCUCUAGAAUUCGAAAAAAAAGGUAAAACUUUGGUAGAGAUACUUAAUAUAAAUCAAACAUUAACAAAAAAUUAAAAGAUUAAAUAUUUUGGAACAUGUUAACUUAAAAUACCAAUAGAAUCAAUAUUUAUAUAUUCAUUAAAUGCAUUUACAGGUCCAUUUAAUAUUUUACAAUAUUUUGCUGUUGCAAUAUGGUUUGCUGAAAAAACUGUCCUACAACCAAUUCUAAUAUUAAUUUUUACAGUUAUAACAGUCUAUUUGAAUUACUUUUUAUAUGUUAGAUCAAGAAGAAGAUUACAAUAAUUAGCUAAUAUUCAUUAAGAAGUAGCAAUUAAAGAAGCUGAAUAAUAUAAAAUUGUCAAAGGAUCUGAUCUUGUUCCAGGAGAUCUUUUCAUACUUAAAGAGAAUCAAACAUUAAAUUGUGAUUGUGUUAUAAUUUCUGGUGAUGUUAUAGUUAACGAAGCCACUUUAACAGGUGAGAGCAUACCAAUUCCAAAAAGUGCAUUGCCAAAUUAGAAUUCUAUAUUUGAAUUAGAUAAAAUGAGUUAACAUUGUUUAUUUGAAGGUACUCAAUUGAUUCAAGUAAAUACCACUUCAGAAAAUGUGGCUAUUGUACUUAGAACAGGUUUUACAUCAUUAAGAGGAUAAUAUUUUAGAAAUGUACUUUUUCCUGAACCUCCAUCAAUAAGAUUUUAUAUUUAAGCAGCCAAAUUCAUAGUUGAAAUAGCUUUCUUCACAACUAUGAUUUAUGGAUUACUAUUGAUUAAAUAUGUUCCUAUGGAAUUCUAAACAAGUAUUUUAGUAUUAAGAUUUUUGGAUAAUAUAGUUUGGUCAAUUCCACCAUCAAUGCCUAUUUUCUUUUAAAUUUGUAAAACAGCAAGUUUGGUUAGACUAGAAGCUAAAGGUGUAAUUGGAAAUAAUGCAGAUAAAGUAGAAUCAGCAGGAAGAAUUGAUACUUGUUGCUUUGAUAAAACUGGAACUCUAACAACACUUGGAUUUAAAGCAAUAAAAGCAUUACCUGGAGAAGAAAAGCCAAUUUUGGAUGCUAUAAUGGGUUGUUGUCAUCAUUUAAUUAAGUUGAAUGGAUAAUUAUUAGGAGAUCCUUUGGAAAUUGAAAUGCUCAAUUUUGUUGGCUGGUAAUGUAAUUUCAACAAUAAUCCUCUAACUAUUGAAGGAAAUGGAAUGACAUAUACUGUUCAUAAAGUAUUUGAUUUUAGUUCAUAAAAAUCAAUGAUGAGUGUUAUAGUAACAGAUGGAUCUAAAUAUUAUUUAUAUGCAAAAGGUUCUCCAGAAGCGAUUGAUUCUAUUUCUGUAAAAAAAAGAGAUGAUUUAAUUGAUGAAUUCAAUUAGAAUGCUAUUAAAGGUUAUAGGGUUUUAGGUUUAGCAUAUAAAGAAUUAUAAUUAAAUUAAAUUGAUUUAUAAAGAGAAUAGAUAGAAUAAUAAUUAAAUUUUGUUGGCCUAUUAGUUUUGGAAAAUCCAUUAAAAUCAGAUACAAAUCAAAUUAUUACUACUUUAAAAGAAACAGGAUUAGAUAUUAAAGUAAUUUCUGGAGAUAAUCCUUUGACAACAAUAUAAUGUGCUAAAUUAGCUGGUAUUUUAAAUUAAGAUAAUGAAAUUACCUAUUUGGAUUACAAUCAAUAAAAUUUAGAGAUAAUUCUAUAAUGCAAUAAUAAUCAAUACAUAAUUAAGGAUCAAUAAACAGAUAGUGCUUAAGAGUUAGAGCAAUUUGUAAAUAACUAUGAAGAAUUAGCUUUAACCGGCAAAUUUUUAGAAUAUAUAUUUAAUAAAGGCAAUUUCCUAAUUGAAGCGAAGAAUUCUGCAUAUGCUUUGGCAAAAUCUUAAAGCAAAGAAAAGAUAUUUAGUGAAAUAAAUAUAAUUGAUAUUGAUGAUGGAUCAUUUGGAUAAUUAGCAAUUUAAAUAAUAAAAAAAACAAAAGUUUUUGCUAGAUAAAAACCAGAAUAAAAGAAACUUAUAAUUCAAAUGAUUUAAAGUCUUGGAAGAUAAGUUUUAAUGUGUGGAGAUGGAGCAAAUGAUUGUGUAAUUAUUUUUCAUUAAAUAUUAUUAGUCAGCUAUUUCAUAAGCUUAAGUAGGAAUAUCAUUUAGUGAAGCUGAUGCAUCAUAUACAGCUCCUUUUAGUAGUAAAUCUACUUCAUUAGAUUGUGUGGUUAAGGUACUAUUAUAAGGUAAAGCAGCUACAAUGACCAUUAUUGAAGUUUUCUAAUAUUAAAUUAGUGUUAAUACAUUAAAAUUCAUAGCUGUUUUAUUUACAUUUUUAGAAGCUGAAACAUUUGCAGAUUUUUAGUUCACUUAUACAAGUAUUAUUUCAAACAUUCCAUUACUGAUAUUUUUAUGUCUGUCUGGUCCAUCUGAUACUUUAGCUAAAUAUAAUCCUUUAGAUGAUUAAUUUGCCAUUUAUAAUUAAAUUUAAAUUUAUAACAAUUUAAUUUGGGGAUCAGCUGGGUAUUAUAAUAUAUUCAUUAUUAGAUUAAUAAUUAAUUUUUUUAUAUCAUAAGCAGUCAGAGAUGUACAUACAUGUGAGUUUAAUGAACCUAUUACAAAUUGUAUACCAAAACCAAUUGAAGAAUUAAAAAAAACAGGAGAUAUUUAAUCUGUUAUGUUUAUGAGUUUAAUGUUCUUCUUUAUGACAUUUGCAAUCAAUCUUUAUAUCUCAAAUCCAUUCAAAUAAAGAUAUUAUAGAAACUAUUUAUUACUCUUAUGGACGAUAUUAGGAUUCAUCUUAUUUUUUGUUUCAGCUAUAUUCCCAACUGGUGGAAAAUGGGCUAAAUUAAUUAAUGUUAAUAAUAAUGCGUAUCAUUUUUUAAUUAUUUUUUAGUUUUAAAGGAUAUAAUUGGAUAAUGAUAGCUGUUGUUGUAAUUGCCUCCUUUUUUGGAUUUAUUACUUAGGCUUUAUUACAAAAAUAUCUUCCUUCAAAAAAGAAGAUAGAAUUUUGA
This is a messenger RNA of Paramecium sonneborni, 3421 nucleotides long. The record is from the annotation of a GenBank genome assembly. Lineage: Eukaryota; Ciliophora; Oligohymenophorea; Peniculida; Parameciidae.